This is a messenger RNA of Lemur catta (Ring-tailed lemur), 4186 nucleotides long. RefSeq names its product uronyl 2-sulfotransferase (gene UST). The record is from RefSeq and is a predicted model, not a curated record. Bases 268 to 1494 code for a protein of 408 amino acids. Lineage: Eukaryota; Metazoa; Chordata; Mammalia; Primates; Lemuridae. Gene Ontology annotation, cellular component: membrane. The transcript has 8 exons. Gene Ontology annotation, molecular function: sulfotransferase activity.
CUAGCGGGCGCGGGACGGGCGCGGAGCCCGGCGCGGGCAGCGCCCUCGAACCGGAGCCGGGCGUCUCGGCCGCUCGGGCCGCGGCGGCGGGGACCAUGCCGAGGAAAGUCUCCUGAGCCCGGCAACUUCGGCCCCUCCCCGCCCCCACCCGGCUGCCCUUCGCGCGGCCCUCUCCAUGUGCAGUCGGCCGGCCAGGCUCUCCUGCUCGCGGCGGAUGGGUGACCUUUUCCUGGCACGGGCAGGCUGUGCGAGGCGGCGGAGCCGGCGAUGAAGAAGAAGCAGCAGCAGCAGCAUCCCGGCGGCGGCGCGGAUCCCUGGCCCCAUGGGAACCCUCUGGGGGGCGCCCCUCCAGGCCUGGGCAGCUGGAAGCGCCGGGUCCCCCUGCUGCCUUUCCUGCGCUUCUCCCUCCGGGACUACGGUUUCUGCAUGGCCACCCUGCUGGUCUUCUGCCUGGGCUCGCUCUUCUAUCAGCUCAGCGGGGGACCCCCUCGCUUCCUGCUCGACCUGCGGCAGUAUUUGGGAAACUCCACUUACUUGGAUGACCAUGGACCACCUCCUAGUAAGGUACUACCUUUCCCAAGCCAGGUGGUGUAUAACAGAGUAGGCAAAUGCGGGAGCCGUACUGUGGUCUUGCUUCUGAGAAUCUUGUCAGAGAAGCACGGAUUCAAUUUGGUCACAUCAGACAUUCACAACAAAACCAGGCUUACUAAAAAUGAACAAAUGGAACUGAUUAAAAAUAUAAGUACUGCCGAACAGCCCUAUUUAUUCACCCGACAUGUUCAUUUCCUCAACUUUUCAAGGUUUGGAGGAGACCAGCCUGUCUACAUCAACAUCAUUAGAGACCCCGUCAACCGGUUUUUAUCUAACUAUUUUUUCCGCCGCUUUGGAGACUGGAGAGGGGAACAGAAUCACAUGAUCCGCACCCCCAGCAUGCGGCAGGAGGAGCGCUACCUGGACAUCAAUGAGUGUAUUCUCGAAAACUAUCCCGAGUGCUCCAACCCCAGGUUAUUUUACAUCAUUCCGUAUUUUUGUGGACAGCAUCCCAGAUGCAGGGAGCCUGGUGAGUGGGCCCUUGAAAGAGCAAAGCUGAACGUGAAUGAAAACUUCCUGCUCGUGGGGAUUCUCGAAGAGUUGGAAGAUGUGCUGCUUUUACUGGAAAGAUUUUUACCUCAUUACUUCAAGGGCGUGCUCAGUAUCUACAAAGACCCAGAGCACAGGAAACUUGGAAACAUGACUGUGACGGUGAAGAAGACUGUCCCCUCUCCCGAGGCCGUGCAGAUCCUCUACCAGCGGAUGAGAUACGAGUACGAGUUCUACCACUACGUCAAAGAGCAGUUCCACCUGCUGAAGCGCAAGUUUGGACUUAAGUCUCGCGUCAGCAAGCCCCCGCUGAGGCCGCACUUCUUUAUCCCAACUCCACUGGAAACCGAGGAGCCGAUCGAUGAUGAGGAACAAGAUGAUGAAAAGUGGCUGGAAGAUAUUUAUAAGAGGUGAUGCCAGCACUGUGUGGCCUCCAUGGCUUUAUCUCCCUUUUCCAGAAAGUUCUUUGUUUGGGGAAGAAAACUCCUUAAGGGACUAAAUUAAUGCUUGGGUGCAUUAAAAAGAACAAAACAUUCCCACAUGUUGGGGUCAUUGGGAGAUGCCCGAUUUUGCGGGUUUUAUGUGUUUAAUUUUAUUCUGUGUUUUUUCUUGGCUCCUUGGGUCUUUCCCAGGUACACUAGGUGGCUCCGUCACAAGGCAUCUCGUCAUAAAGCAGCUUCUCCCUCACCCCAUAUGAUGAGAGAAGGGGGGGAAAUGUAGCCCAUAGCCUAAUAACUUAUCCUUUGUCAAAUGACUUACAAAAAUAUUACCUCAGUGGUAGGAGACAUCCACACUUGUAUAUUUCAGUAGAAAUACAAAACCACUUCAGAGACCAGGGAAUCUACUCUAGAAAGAUCUAAGAGAAGAAGGUGAGACAGAUUAGAACAUCCAUGGGAGGAUGUGUCCCUGGUUACAUGGUUUCUACCCAUAUGGAUAGAAUUCUGCCUCUGGUCCACGUCAGGGGACACUUUCACCAAGAGCAGCAUCCUUGUCUCUGAAAGAGCAAGUUGGUUUGUGCCACGUCCCCUACCAAUCCAGAUCCGGAGUACCUUUCAAGGUCAAAGUGCAUGGCAAGCCCCACUGAGACCUUCCGUUUCCAAGCACCAUGUUGACAGAUAUCAAAGCAGCAUAGCAGGGAAAAGGAUUUGUUUUGCUGUGUAAGGAAGAAGGUAGGCAAGACAGAUGAAACCUGAAGGUCACGUGGCAUCAGGAAAAGGGCAUGCUCAUGUCCUUUGCAGCCGGUAUGAAACAUCUUUCUCCCUAGCACUGCUUUAAAUGGAAAUCCCAGGAACCAAUUUAGUCUAGCAUUUGACUCCUGUGGUAGAAGCUAAAAGCCUGACCACAGACUGUGCAUAAUCAAACACAUCCCUGCCCAAGGUGGGUCCCUUAAGACCUGACACUAUGUGUUAUAGUACCUUCUUGUACCCUGGGAAGUGCCUGUUUUCAGUAAAAAAUAAGGGGGGAGGUGGGGUCCUGAAUUCUGUGCAGGUAGCAGAACUAGAGACCCAUUUCUUAUGGAACAUGCUCCUGAGAGUCCUUUCCAGGGACAUCGAAAAACAAGAAGCAAGAGCUAGGCUGGCUAAGAGACUGCUUGCUGGGCUUUGUGAGUAGGGGGCUGCCACAUGUGACCUGAGUAGAUGUUGAGCAGUUCCAUUGCCCUGGGGUAUCUCUUCUCUCCACCUCCCAUCUCCCACCCCCUGCCACCAAUGAUGCCAUGGUCCAGUCAUUAGAAAUCUAUUCCUCUCGAUUCUGAAAUGUUUUCACCUUAAAAAGUCCUGAAAAUGUGCAUUGUCCUGGGUGGAUUAAUAUACAGCUAGCUGGGAAGCCGGGGUGCUAUGGUAUCGGCAGAAAGGAUACUUGCGACAAAUUUUGUCUAGUUGGUAUUUUCCCCUAGAGCCAGUCCUUCAAGAGCACCAGCAAAGUGUGAGUUGGAAAUACUUAAUAGUAAAUAAGACUCUGGCUUUACACAAGCUACACAUUUUUUAUUUUUCAGAAACCAACAAGUCUCUCUAGAAUUUUUUCUUCCUGCACUAAAAUUGGACAUUAGCCAAAAUAUAAAGUGAGUCAUUGAGAACCUGCAGAGUGUGUGCUAAAGCUACUUUAUCACGAGAUGUAUUAAGAAGGCUCCAGCUCACGGGAGUCCAGUGAUGGUGGGGACCCCAAGGCAGAGUCCGCCGCUUGGCCACUAGGGGCCUCCUUUCUGCCUCGGAGGACUAUGGCAGGGAAAUGAUGAAGGGCAAUUUUCUUAGAGGAGGAAAUAUCCUUCGUCUUGUCCAGAGAGACCAGGACCCUCCCAUUAGGCACACUUUAAAAAGCAACCUGGAGAACAGCUAUCAUAUGCAAAACAAGUACCAGAACUGCUGCCUGCUGCAUUGUGAGUCAUUUCUAUGAAAUUACAUAUAGAGAAUGAUGAUUAGUUUACACACUGUGCACGCUCACCAUCUGAAAAUAAAGUUGAGUUGGCUCUGUUUUCUCUGCUGUUGUCAGAACGUCAGGAGAAUUGGUCAUUCAAAAAAUUCAUCCUCUUACUGCAACUUCACAUGGGCCUUUCUAGCCGCGUGUUCAAAGGCAUUUAUUUGCAGCAGUGAUCAUUGUAACCUCCCAACAAAAGAUGCUGACGGACUUACUUGCAGGGCCUUAAUGUUAUUUUGUCCCAACAAACAGCCUCUAGGUCCUGAAAGUCAAGGCACUUCAUCAGUUUAUUUGGCACACAUGACAACGUUUUUUUGGCUCUGGGCCCAACACAGUUUGUACUUCAUGAAAUAUAUUGUACAUUUUACAUAGUUUAAUUUAAAAAAUACCUUUUAAGCUAGUUGAUCUUUGACUGCCUUAUUUAUUAUAACCUUUCAGCACAUUCCAAGAUUUUAGUUACUCAGGAAGGAGUUAAUUAAAAUGAUUUUAUUUUGGUCUGAUGGAUGUUUUUUAAAAGGAAAAUUAUUAUUAUGAACCUUCAGCCUACUUUCCUUGAGUGCCAUAAAAGUGCUUGUAAAUCUUUUUUUUUUUUUAAAGAAGAGAGAAAAAAUAAUGUUUGACCUUGAUGGAAAUUCAAAAAUAUAUAUGGAACUGAAACAUUAGCUUAGCUAAAAUAAAAGCAAUCUGUGUUUGA